Rhinichthys klamathensis goyatoka is the source of this 2355-nucleotide messenger RNA. It is a transcript of the gene slc6a16b, whose product is annotated as solute carrier family 6 member 16b. The transcript is spliced from 12 exons. The record is from RefSeq and is a predicted model, not a curated record. Lineage: Eukaryota; Metazoa; Chordata; Actinopteri; Cypriniformes; Leuciscidae. Gene Ontology annotation, biological process: sodium ion transmembrane transport. Bases 241 to 2202 code for a protein of 653 amino acids. Gene Ontology annotation, cellular component: membrane.
AACGUGGCAAAAUAAACCCCAGAGGAGGAAUGAACUUUCUCUACUGGGCUGAAACAGCAGCUGUACUUUAAAAUGUAAAGAAUCGUUUAGUCCCGACUUAUUUUUAUUGCUUUAUUGAUCCAUUGGGUCCUGACAUUUCAGCUGAAUUUGAAAAGUCUUGGAUAAUUUCUUUAGUUUGAAUGUCUGAUCUGCAGAGGUCAACGAUCUCGUAGAGGAAUCUGCUACAUUAUCAGUCACAAGAUGAUGACGUCAGAGAAACCCCCGUUACCUGGAGACGGCCAGCGGGACGAGGCUGAUCUGGGCUCAGGGGUCGAGCAGGCGGUCACGCUGGAAACGGCCCGAGACGGCUGGGACAGUAAAGUGGAAUAUUUCCUCGCUCAGGUCGGAUUCAGUGUGGGAUUGGGAAACGUGUGGAGGUUCCCGUACCUCUGCCAUCAGAACGGAGGAGGAGCGUUCAUCUUGCUGUAUGUGGUGUUGAUGGCGCUGGUUGGAGUGCCGUUGUUUUUCCUGGAGUUGGCGGCCGGUCAGAGCAUCAGACAGGGCAGCAUCGGCGUCUGGAGACACAUUUCUCCAAAACUGGUUGGCAUUGGCUACUCCAGCUGUGUGGUGUGUUUCUUUGUAGCUCUGUAUUAUAACGUCAUCAUCGGUUGGAGUAUCUUUUACUUGGGAAAUUCUUUCCAGUAUACUCUACCAUGGGAAAAAUGUCCAACAGAAGGGAACAUCACUGUGAAGGAAUGUGCCGCCAGCUCUCCCACGUCGUAUUUCUGGUACCGUAAAGCUCUGGACAUCACCGACUCCAUUAAUGAAACGGGAGAGUUCAACUUCAUCAUCACUGGAUGUUUGCUGGCCGCUUGGUUCAUCGUUUGUCUGGGCAUGUACAAGGGCAUCAAAUCUACCGGCAAGGUGAUGUAUUUCUCCUCGGUGUUUCCGUACGUGGUGCUGCUGUGUUUCCUGAUCAGAGGCGUGACGCUGGACGGAGCGUCUGAGGGCAUCAAAUUCAUGUUUUACCCCAGACUGGAGAUCUGGGCUGAUGUUCAGGUGUGGCGCCAGGCGGCGACUCAGGUCUUCUUCGCUCUGGGUUUGGGUUUCGGUUCUGUGAUCGCCUACUCUUCCUACAACCCGCGGAACAACAACUGCCAUCGCGACGCGUUCACCGUGUCUGCCGUCAACUUCCUGACGUCUGUGCUGGCCUCGCUGGUGGUGUUUGCUGUGCUGGGCUUCAGAGCCAAAACCAUCGCCACUAACUGUGUCAAACGUAAUCUGAAGGCCAUAAAUGCUUCAAAUGUGGAGAACCUCACACUGAAUGAGUAUGAACACUGGUACAGGAGUGAGGGCCAGCAUCUGAAGAUCCCCGAUUACAACAUCACCGCCUGCAGCCUGGAGGAAGAACUGAAACAAGGUGUUGAGGGAACGGGUUUAGCGUUCAUAGCGUUCACAGAAGCCAUGACGUUGUUUCCCUGGAGUCCGUUCUGGUCGGUGCUGUUCUUCCUCAUGCUGCUCAAUCUGGGAUUGUCCACUAUGUUCGGCACCAUGGCCGGAAUACUGACGCCGCUAACAGACACCUUUAAGACACUACGCAAUCACAAACUCAUCUUCACAGUGUGCAGCUGUGCGUUGGGCUUUCUGAUCGGUCUAAUGUUCACUCAGCGCUGUGGGAACUACUUUGUGGCAAUGUUUGAUGAUUACUCCGCCACACUCCCGCUCAUCAUCGUUGUCAUCUUUCAGACCUUCAGCGUGGCCUGGGUUUACGGAGCCGACAGGUUUUUAGAGGACCUGAGACAGAUGUUGAAUCGGCCGGUCCCUGUGGUGUACAAGUACCUGUGGAAGUACGUGUGUCCAGUUGCUAUGCUGGGACUCUUGGGUGCCAGUCUGCUAAAGAUGAUCCUGAAUCGCCCUACAUACACCGCCUGGAAUAGAGAAAAGGCAUCUAAGGAAGAUCUCCCUUAUCCUGGCUGGGCGCUUGCUGUCCUGAGCACACUCAUCAUUGUUGCGUUCCUUCCUGUUCCUAUCGGAUACCUUCAUUCCCUCCUCCUGGACCGGUUGGGCCAGUCUCCCGCUGACACUGAGGCGAGAUACGAGCCGUGUGCCACUACAGACACAGACCUGACCCCUCUCGACACCUUACACCCCCUGCUCGAGGGAAACCAUCUUUCCCAUUCGCCAAACGGCCACAUUGAAAGUGUCCAAUCAAGUGUAUUAUGAGAAAGUGAGAGGGAAGAAACUACAGCACGGCCUUCAUUAGAGUUUACAAACAUCUCCGAAGGAUCUAUUUCAAUCAAGAUCUUUUUAUUUGUACUUUGCUCUUGGUAACAAUCAUUUUUAUGUGUACAUACAUACAGAUGGGCACAAAAAUAA